Messenger RNA from Procambarus clarkii (red swamp crayfish), 1314 nucleotides. RefSeq lists its product as uncharacterized. Lineage: Eukaryota; Metazoa; Arthropoda; Malacostraca; Decapoda; Cambaridae. The record is from RefSeq and is a predicted model, not a curated record.
AUGUCCAGAACUAACCAUCCAGAUACUCACCAUGUCCAGAACCAACCAUCCAGGUACUCAUCAUGUCCAGAACCAACCAUCCAGAUACUCACCAUGUCCAGAACCAACCAUCCAGGUACUCACCAUGUCCAGAACCAACCAUCCAGAUACUCACCAUGUCCAGAACCAACCAUCCAGAUACUCACCAUGUCCAGAACCAACCAUCCAGGUACUCACCAUGUCCAGAACCAACCAUCCAGAUACUCACCAUGUCCAGAACCAACCAUCCAGGUACUCACCAUGUCCAGAACCAACCAUCCAGAUACUCACAAUGUCCAGAACCACCCAUCCAGGUACUCACCAUGUCCAGAACCAACCAUCCAGAUACUCACCAUGUCCAGAACCAACCAUCCAGAUACUCACCAUGUCCAGAACCAACCAUCCAGAUACUCACAAUGUCCAGAACCACCCAUCCAGGUACUCACCAUGUCCAGAACCAACCAUCCAGAUACUCACCAUGUCCAGAACCAACCAUCCAGAUACUCACCAUGUCCAGAACCAACCAUCCAGAUACUCACCAUGUCCAGAACCAACCAUCCAGAUACUCACCAUGUCCAGAACCAACCAUCCAGAUACUCACCAUGUCCAGAACCACCCAUCCAGGUACUCACCAUGUCCAGAACCAACCAUCCAGAUACUCACCAUGUCCAGAACCAACCAUCCAGAUACUCACCAUGUCCAGAACCAACCAUCCAGAUACUCACCAUGUCCAGAACCAACCAUCCAGAUACUCACCAUGUCCAGAACCAACCAUCCAGAUACUCACCAUGUCCAGAACCAACCAUCCAGGUACUCACCAUGUCCAGAACCAACCAUCCAGGUACUCACCAUGUCCAGAACCAACCAUCCAGAUACUCACCAUGUCCAGAACCAACCAUCCAGGUACUCACCAUGUCCAGAACCAACCAUCCAGGUACUCACCAUGUCCAGAACCAACCAUCCAGGUACUCACCAUGUCCAGAACCAACCAUCCAGAUACUCACCAUGUCCAGAACCAACCAUCCAGAUACUCAUCAUGUCCAGAACCAACCAUCCAGGUACUCACCAUGUCCAGAACCAACCAUCCAGAUACUCACCAUGUCCAGAACCAACCAUCCAGAUACUCACCAUGUCCAGAACCAACCAUCCAGGUACUCACCAUGUCCAGAACCAACCAUCCAGAUACUCACCAUGUCCAGAACCAACCAUCCAGAUACUCAGUAUCCUACUAGCCCUCGCCUACGAGUCUUUCUGUACUUCAAUUCUUCUCUUGGGCUUCUAUUAAAUCUCUUAUAA